Messenger RNA from Babesia bovis T2Bo, 1013 nucleotides. RefSeq lists its product as uncharacterized. NCBI's taxonomy places the organism in Eukaryota, Apicomplexa, Aconoidasida, Piroplasmida, Babesiidae. Gene Ontology annotation, biological process: endonucleolytic cleavage in ITS1 to separate SSU-rRNA from 5.8S rRNA and LSU-rRNA from tricistronic rRNA transcript (SSU-rRNA, 5.8S rRNA, LSU-rRNA); endonucleolytic cleavage in 5'-ETS of tricistronic rRNA transcript (SSU-rRNA, 5.8S rRNA, LSU-rRNA); small-subunit processome assembly. Gene Ontology annotation, molecular function: RNA binding. Bases 36 to 878 code for a protein of 280 amino acids. The transcript has a single exon. The record is from RefSeq and is a predicted model, not a curated record. Gene Ontology annotation, cellular component: nucleolus.
UAAGUCACUGGAAAGUGUAGUCAGGACUAUCCAAAAUGCGUCUCGGACUAAGAAGGAACACUAGAGCAUAUGCUCUUAGUACUAUUGUCGAUAUCCCCGCCGAUAGUGAUGAAUCAAUACAAUCGCAAACAGUAGACCAUGGAUUUAACAAGGGAGGCGAUGGUCACUUAGAAGGACAAUACAAUGACCCACGUCCCAGGAAGACACCGGGUCACAAGUCAAAUGAGACAAUUCACCCUAAAACAAAGUCUGUCUAUGACAUUAUAGACGAACCCAUAGAUAUGGAGAAGAUCAAGAAAACUGGAGUUAUAUUCAUAUCACGUAUACCUCCAUUCAUGAGUAUCAAGAAGAUAAGGUCAUACUUCAGUAAAUUUGGACAGGUCGGUAAAAUAUACGCUGAGCCGGAAACAUUAGCAAAUUAUAAAAAGCGGGUAAAAUUGGGUGGAAAUACAAAACUCAAGUUUGAACAUGGUUGGGUAGAAUUCUUGGAUAAAAAGGAUGCGAAAUUAGUUGCCAUGCACUUGAAUGGCCAGCCAGUAGGUGAAAAGAAACGCCACAACGUUUGGAGAGAUGACCUCUGGAACAUAAAGUAUCUACCAAAAUACAAAUUCUCGGAUGUAAUGGACUACUUGCACCAAGAACGUAGGGAACGCAAGGAUAAAUUAAGCUACCGCCUUGCAGAGGCACGCAAGGAAAACUAUAACUAUCGCGAGCAGUUGGAAGCGGAAAAGGAACACAAACGAAUUGAGAUGAACCUAAAACGAAAGGGUAUUGAAUCAUAUACCCACAAGGUAUCUUUCACCCCAAAAGAAAGUAAACAUGAUAAGGAUUCAGAAGAAAGUGUACCUGUAAGCCUUCUAAGUGCGAUUGUAUCAUGAGGGCUAUUGCCCUAACACACUAAGUGUUUGUUGCUAAUCUAUUGCCAUGGCGUCAGAUCCUGUUCUGGGUUCUUUCACGGUAACGGAGGGGUAAGCGACCUUGCUGUCAACGAUAAGCAAGAGGACAGAACCACU